UGACAUCGCUGAUCGCUGACAUCUUUCUUUGUGCAACUUCUUAAAGUCGCUCUUGCUUGUGUAAAAUCCCGUUAAUUUGCUUUCGUAAUUUGUUUUAACAAAGGCUUUAACAAUUCGUGACGGUGAAGUGAUUUAUGAGCUACGUGACACAGGACGCUGGCCUCUGUGUAUGCCCAUAACUCCGUGCUAUAAUAAAGUAUUGUUAUAGUAAUUUAUCGAUUAACCUUCUUCAACAUAUUGUUUUUAAUGCUGUUUAUUUAUUAGUGCUGUGUGGUGACUUAGGAACCAUCAGCAGGAUUUUUGUGAGGAAGUGCAUCUCAAGACUGAGCCGUGUCUUGGGGAAAAAUCAACCCGGGCACUACGGUGGCCCCAGAAACACCCCCUCCAGCUCCCCAACCGCCAGAUGCUGUUGCAGGGGCGUUGGAGAUGACGGGCACAGACAAUAUCCGCUUUAGCGGGCACACCAUAGACAAGGCUACUAAAGCCAAAGUCACCCUUGAGAACUUCUAUACGAAUCUCAUAACACAGCACUAUGAGAGAAAGCAAAGGCUGGAGAAACUGGAGGAAUCGCUCAAAGAUGAAAGCCUCACAGAGAGUCAGAAACAGGAGAAGCGUCAACAACAUGCUCAAAAGGAAACCGAGUUUCUUAGGCUCAAACGGUCGCGGCUUGGUGUCGAAGAUUUUGAGCCAUUGAAGGUGAUCGGCAGAGGUGCGUUUGGUGAAGUGCGUUUAGUUCAGAAGAAAGAUACGGGCCACAUAUAUGCUAUGAAAAUACUCAGAAAGGCAGACAUGCUUGAGAAAGAACAAGUUGCCCACGUACGAGCGGAAAGGGAUAUUCUAGUGGAAGCAGACCACCAGUGGGUGGUAAAGAUGUACUACAGUUUCCAAGAUCCCAUGAACCUUUAUCUCAUCAUGGAGUUCCUGCCAGGUGGUGAUAUGAUGACGCUUCUGAUGAAGAAAGACACCCUCAGUGAAGAAUGCGCCCAAUUCUAUGUAGCGGAGACUGCGCUCGCUAUCGAUAGUAUACAUAAACUUGGAUUUAUCCAUAGAGACAUAAAACCCGAUAAUCUGCUACUGGACGCGCGUGGGCACAUCAAACUCAGUGACUUUGGCCUCUGUACCGGCCUCAAGAAGAGUCACCGUACCGAUUUCUACCGGGACCUUAGUAGAGCGACACCUUCUGAUUUCAUCUAUUUCCCAGUAACGACUUCAUCGUCGGCAAUGGAUUCGAAGCGACGAGCCGAGUCUUGGAAGAGAAAUCGGCGCGCCCUCGCCUACUCUACCGUGGGGACACCUGAUUACAUCGCACCCGAGGUCUUUUUGCAAACUGGAUAUGGUCCACAGGCUGAUUGGUGGAGCUUGGGAGUCAUUAUGUAUGAGAUGUUGAUCGGAUAUCCGCCAUUUUGUUCGGAAUCGCCGCAAGAAACGUAUCGUAAAGUGAUGUCUUGGCGCGAAUCUCUCACGUUCCCACCAGAGAUACCUAUCAGCGAGGAAGCCAGAGAGACUAUUCUUCGCUUCUGUUCUGAACCUGAUCGCAGACUGGGUUCCCAACGGGGCAUUGAAGACGUGAAAUCCGUGUCUUUCUUCCGAGGCGUGGACUGGAACCAUGUACGCGAGCGCCCCGCCGCUAUCACCGUCGACGUGCGCUCCAUCGACGACACCUCGAACUUCGACGACUUCCCAGAUGUGAAGCUCGAAAUUCCCUCAGCGCCGAUCACUCAGGACGGCGAAGUAGCGUAUAAAGAUUGGGUGUUCAUUAACUACACGUUUAAGAGGUUCGAAGGACUCACUCAAAGGGGUACACCCACAAAGAAGUGAACCCACUGCCCUAACGACACUUGAGCUUAUUCACUUCACCGCGCCAGAUAACUAAAAAUCACAGUGAGUUAAGUAUUGAAAAGCCAUUACCAUAAACUUACCUGAUGUCUACUCAAGGCAUAGAUGAGUUUGUGAUAUGAUUUAUUAUUAGAUGAAAUACUUGUACAUAGCUGUAAGCUUCCACUUCUUCUGUUCUCUGUCCCUUGAGUCACUUUUUCAUAGAUAACUUUUUUUUUUCAUGUAUUAUUAACAAUUUAAUUUUUCACGAUUUUUUUACAAUUGUCCUAUCGCUGUGUUCCUAAUAUUUUCUCGGGAACGGCUGGGCCGUGUCGAGUUUUAUGAUUUUUAUUUCUCUGGCGAGGUAUAAAUGUACUAACACUGUCUAUAUUAGAUUUCUUUUAAGUAUUUGAAUUUUGAUUGCGCCCGAAAUUUUAUUUUUUGUUAUUUAUCCGAUAAUUUAUAGUUAUACGUAACUAUGAUACGAAUUAAGUACAUACUUUAGUCGCUUAUGAGCGUUCCUAAGAAUAUGAGUGAUGGAAGCAGUUUUUAAUCAUCUGACAGUUCCACUUAACGGGGAACGACCUACGUUUUACUGUACAAUAUAAUAUACUUGAUUUUAUCAAAGAAUAGUUAAAUUACGUCUACUGGAACCCUUUAUUUCAACAGCCGUUCUUGCUUCGUAGAAUGUUGUAUGUUAUAUGUGAUUGUGGUAGAGUGAAACAAACCCGAAUGAUAAACUAACUUUAACUCUAUUUACUAAAAAGUGCUUAACGGCACUGAAUAUUUCACAUGAAUUCCUAUGGACCAACAUUAUCUUGCCAAUGUGCUCGCGUCGAUUGCGUUUUUAUGACAAGUAAUAUUUUACCACGCAGUUAAGUAUUUACAGUAUUUGAAUGUCGGUCGUAUUAUUGCACCCUAGUUUCUGUUGAUAGAUUAAAAGGCGAACAAACACACAUACAGAAUGGUAUACGCUAAAGACGUAAGCCUGUUGGCUUACGUGUGUGUCUAUUGAACAAUAAUUAUAGAAACUCAAUACAGAAUUGUGGACAAUUUACAACAAUACUAAAAUGUGAUAACUUUACUAACUUAUUUUAUUAAUGAUCCAUUAUUAUGAUUGAAAUAUGAAAGGAAAUUUAAUUAUAUCAAAACGGUUUAGGUUGUUAACUUGGAUGUUUAUCAGACAUAAUCCUAUCUAUAACUAUACACAUUAUAAUUCUUAGAAUAUUUUUAUAUUUAUGUAAAUAUCGAUUCGGGGUUCAGAGUUCAAUUCAUUGCAAUAGUAUUCCGUCCAAAAAUUUAGUUACUAUUAAAUUUAUUCUUAAAGUCAAAUAUUAAUUCUCAUAUAAAUUGUACAUUAUAAUUAGACGUUUGAACAAAACUUAUUUCUGAUAAAUGUCCAAUUAAUUAACAACUUAAAUAGAUGAAAAGUUUUUUUUCAACGAGUUCAUUCAUCUACUGUGAGCUUAACAAUUUUUGUGAUCAAGUAACAAAUGUUAUUAAUAUUGACUACAACAUUCAAUGUUACGGUGAACGCCCAGAACUUACAUUAUUAUUUUUAAUAUAAAUUUUGUAAGUUGUAAUUUAAUUUUAAAAUUUCCGUUUAGUAUAGUUUAACUUAGUUUAAUAUCUGGCAGAUUAUAUAAAUCAUAUCCUUUGAAUUGCUGCUGCCUUUAAGCGUGGCUCCUAAUUUUUAUAAGUAAUUGCCGAAUAUGCCGGAUGGUGAACGAAACUGCAUUUGGAUAAACAAAUUUAAACUCGUCAUGUAUAUUUCACAAAUAGGUUACAUUCAAGCCUCUGUUAAAUCGGCAUUCUGUUAAAUUAUAUUUAUAAUUGUAUAAUUUUAAUGUGACUUAUCUAUUAUUAGUUAAAUUAUUUGAUUAAUUGUAAGUGAAUGCUUUUGUCGGCGUCUGUACCAUGUUCAAUAGUAACUUAGCUCUCUUCAACUGUGUUCACUAAAAUAAUCCGUCAUUUAACUUAUUUAUUAUAUGUUUGAUGUAUUUUACAUUUACCCAUUACUCAAAUGUCAAUAAAAUUCAAGACUUUUGCUUUAUUCUAACCCUGUCAGAGCCCAGAUUUAUGAGAAAGCAAUAUGUCUAUUAUUGACGUUUGAGUUGUGGAAAUUUUAUAUUUGACCGCCACAAUUUUUUAAAUUAUUACAUUUUGAAUAUUGUAUGAGAAAUCAGUAUUGACUAAAUAUGAUAUUUGUUUUAUUGUAUGUAUUUAUCCCUGUAAGUAAUACAAACAUCCGUCAUGUACGUGUGCGUUAAAUGCGUCUUCAUAGACAUCAAUGAAAACUAUUUAAUUGAGAGUACAGAUAGUAGACUCACGACACUCAUGUCAAACGACUUGACCACUGUGAAUGUAGCAACUAUAAAAUAUUGCUAAUAUUAAUAUAUUGCGAACUUCACAGUGGUGAUUUUGUAUGGCGCCAUCUAUAGUAUCAAAUGCUUUUCUGCCUCAAGCCUGCAUUUUCAAAGUCUUCGCUAUUCGCUUUGUUAUUGUUAAAGUAGUAUGUGGAUUGUAUUAUUUAAUUUGUUUAGAGUAAGUCUUAAAAUAUAUUUUAUUUAACGACUUGUUUCUUCCAUGUGGUUUAAGAAAGUGGCAAUACGAAACGGUAUUAAAGAGAUAUAAAAUAAUA
Molecule: messenger RNA, 4456 nt
Organism: Pieris napi
Lineage: Eukaryota; Metazoa; Arthropoda; Insecta; Lepidoptera; Pieridae
Gene: trc
Product: serine/threonine-protein kinase tricornered
Exons: 11
Coding region: 427-1818 (463 amino acids)
Biological process (GO): intracellular signal transduction; peptidyl-serine phosphorylation
Molecular function (GO): ATP binding; protein serine/threonine kinase activity
Source: RefSeq, a predicted model, not a curated record